UGCAAAUAUUAGAAACACUUGUAUAUUAACGAAUUCCUCAUCGCAACACAUAGUCACAUCAGCAAAUCACAUCAACGGCGACAUAGACACGCACUCGAAACGCAUACAAACACCAAGUGACUUGACUAGGACAACGUCACGGAGAAAUCGUUCGAGCAUGAAGAAGACGAGCGAGUGGCGGCUGGAGCAGUGCCGCACCAACCAGCGGAGGUAUCGGAAGCAAGCACAGGAAGGUCUGCGGUCCCUGGAGGAGCAGGUCGCGACGCUGAACGUCGAGACUGCGCGCUUGGAAGGCAACUUGACCAUCCUGCGUUCCACGACGCUGCUCGCGUCCGCCGGCGCCAAACUCAUCGCGCACUACUUGGACGUGUUUCGCCAUGGAUUGGUGGCGCACAACGAAACGACACAGGUGAACCUCGUGCGAAGCAUCGUCGCCGACGACGCGAUCGUCACAGGGGUGCAAGGCGGCGCGGACGCCGUCCUCGACGGAUGGCGGCAGCUCUCCCAUGCGUUUCCUUCGCUGGAACUGGUCCAAUCUCACAUGGAUGUCCUGCAUCUCGACACGUCGCAGCUCGUGCACUGCUAUGGCCACAUCAAGUGUCGGAUAUCCCAACGGACGUUGGAGUCGGUCUACCCCCAUGUGCUGACCAACUACGACGCACUGGCCGCGCGGUUGCUAGGUCGAACCCUCACGGUGCCGGUAGCAAGGCAGUAUUCGAUCGACAACGACACAAACCAGGUCACGGAAGUGCUGGUCACGGCCAACUUUAUGCAAGGACUCAUGGAGCUGCUCCAGUCGACAGAAGAUGCCAUGCACGUCAUGUCCGGGGCCAAAAUGGACCUGUGGGGCAAGCUGCUCUUGCAUCCUGACAACGACCUGUCGUAGCCAAGGUCCUGCAUCAUGUUUGUUGGCCGUGUGAUAUCUCGGAAAGGAAUGCCGUGUUGGGGGCAUGGCGAGGGUGCGUCGUGGAGAGAGCACGUGUUGCAUGUGCUGCAGCACGGUGGCGAUGAUAUCCACGCCAAGGAUGUUGUUCGUACCUCCAAGUAAUUUAAACCAAGGCGUGGGUGGAUCAGUGUACUGUGUUCCCACUGUGCAGUGUUCCGCCGCCUUCCGACGACGACUUGAACGCUUCGGAGGACAGGGCCACAAGCUUCCUUGGGGUGAGAUGCACUCCCCGGGACGUCUGCGGCGUCUUGAUGAGCUAGCGGCACCGUGAACUCCCACGUCGACGCCGCUUUCGAUCUUGAGAAUUGCUCCAAAGCAAUAAAAAGGUUGCUCUGGGUCCGGAUAUAUUUACCGGAUAGCAUGGAUACUACGGUACUAACGGAUUAUACUACCUCUGUCCGAAAGUGAUUGCACGAGUGUAAGUUUACGGUACAAUUUAUUAUAUUAUACAGUUUA
Messenger RNA from Aphanomyces astaci, 1402 nucleotides. RefSeq lists its product as hypothetical. Bases 158 to 886 code for a protein of 242 amino acids. Lineage: Eukaryota; Oomycota; Saprolegniomycetes; Saprolegniales; Verrucalvaceae. The record is from RefSeq and is a predicted model, not a curated record. The transcript has 2 exons.